GUCUACCUUCCUCAAUGCAGGGAGAAGUUAGCAGUCGGCUGCCAGUCUGGUCUGUAGCCACGAUGGACGCAAUGCCAUGCCUUCUGCUCGUCCUCCUGUUCGGGACAAGGAUACAAGAAAAUACCGCCCUCCAAUGUUACUGUGACCGCUGCAGUGCCAACUCCAGCUGCACAACUGAUGGCGUCUGUUUUGUUGCCAUCCGCAAGUCAGGCAGCCGGCUGACCACCGAGCAGCGCCAGUGCGUACAUGAAAACGAACUGAUUCCGCGAGACCGGCCAUUCAUCUGUGCCCCGUCCGUCAAACGUGACACUGGUAUUUACCCAAUGUGCUGUACCACGGACUACUGCAACAAAGAGCCCGACCUCAAAAUCUUCCCUGUCCCCACCGUAAAGCCUCCUCCCCUGGGCCCCGUGGCCCUCGCAGCAGUGAUUGCCGGCCCAGUGUGUGUUCUCUGCCUGCUUCUUGUUGUGGCGUUUUAUGUUUGCCAUAGCCACAGGGGUCUGGGGGCUGGGGGUGCCGGGGCCCACCAUCACCACCACCACCGGGUGCCCAACGAAGAGGACCCCUCCAUGGACCAUCCCUUCAUCACUGUUGGAACUACACUGAAGGACCUCAUCUACGACAUGACCACCUCAGGCUCUGGAUCAGGCCUGCCGCUACUGGUUCAGAGAACCAUUGCCAGGACCAUCAUCCUCCAGGAGAGCAUUGGUAAAGGGCGUUUCGGAGAGGUGUGGCGGGGAAAGUGGCGUGGUGAGGAGGUGGCUGUGAAGAUUUUUUCCUCUCGCGAGGAGCGCUCCUGGUUCCGCGAGGCUGAGAUCUACCAGACCGUGAUGCUAAGACACGAGAACAUUCUGGGUUUCAUUGCCGCUGACAACAAAGAUAAUGGGACGUGGACUCAGCUGUGGCUGGUGUCAGACUACCAUGAACACGGCUCCCUGUUUGACUACCUGAACCGAUACACUGUCACUGUGGAGGGCAUGAUCAAACUGUCCCUGUCCACAGCCAGCGGCCUCGCUCACCUCCACAUGGAGAUAGUGGGCACCCAAGGUAAGCCAGCUAUUGCCCACAGAGAUCUGAAGUCAAAGAACAUCCUAGUGAAGAAGAAUGGGACAUGCUGCAUCGCGGACCUGGGUCUAGCUGUCCGCCAUGACUCAGCCACCGACACCAUCGACAUCGCUCCAAACCACAGAGUGGGAACCAAAAGGUAUAUGGCUCCAGAGGUCCUGGACGACUCCAUUAACAUGAAACACUUUGAGUCUUUCAAGCGAGCUGACAUCUAUGCCAUGGGACUGGUCUUCUGGGAGAUCGCCAGCCGCUGCUCUAUGGGAGGCAUCCAUGAGGAUUACCAGCUGCCCUACUACGACCUGGUUCAGUCAGAUCCAUCAGUGGAGGAGAUGAGGAAGGUGGUUUGUGAGCAGAAGCUUCGUCCCAACAUUCCCAACCGCUGGCAGAGCUGUGAGGCCUUGCGGGUGAUGGCGAAAAUAAUGAGGGAGUGUUGGUAUGCCAACGGUGCCGCCCGACUUACUGCUCUCCGGAUCAAGAAAACCCUGUCUCAGCUCAGCCAACAAGAGGGAAUCAAGAUGUAGACACAACUACCAAACACACACACGCACACACACCUCUGACUUGCAUCCAUAUCGUUAGCAUUACAGCAUAAUUAUCUUCAUUAUUAUUCAUCAAUUGUUCCUCCCAUUGGGUUUUAAGGGAAGUGAAGAAUAUUUUCCCCUUGUGCUCUUUUUUCUUAUCCCAUUUCAUUCAUUGACAAAUUGAUGAAUCCUGCACCUGAAACUCAGGAACCAUCUAUGUAUGUGUGUUUUGGCUGACAUGCACACACGAAUGGCUGGAUCGAUGGAUAAAUGGAUGGAUGGAUCUGAUGAGGGGUGGUUGUUUCUGAGGGGGAUAAAAGAGGCAUUAAAAAAAGCCUCCAUUCAUUAUCCCCAAUGUUAAUUCACUAUACUCAUCACAUGACGUCUCUCAAAGACCCAUAGAGGCAACUGGUGUCCAUCUCAACUCCCGCCUCCACUGCUCAUCACACACCCUGCCAAUAAGAGCUCAGACCUCAUCGGGUAAACAAAAAGCCAGACAGGUAGCUGGCAAUCACCUUGGAGGCCCCUGAGCUGCCGGAGCUUCGCUCUCAUCUCCUCAUGUCUUCAUUAUCACCUCCACAUUUGUAUAUUAGCAUUUCAUUCCUAACUUCAGAGGGUUAAGGCACUCUUCAGUAGGGCUGCAAGUUACUCAUUAACAUUUUUAUUCAAAUGAAUAAGUGUGAAUAAAUGGUUUAAAAAAUUAAAAUGGAAUUUUUGAUCAAUCCAGACCACAUGUUCGGUUAACACAUAAGCUCAACACAAAGAGACUUUUACAAAUGUAACUCAAACAUACAUUCUUGAAAGACUGUAACUAUGUGCACUCUAAUGCAUACCAUUUUUUGCUGUGGCUCAUGAAAACAAGAGAAAAUCAGUGAAUAUCUAUCAAUACAACAUGUUUGGAAAUAAACAAAUGCGAUUAAGUUUUUAAAUGUUAUAAGCUCCGCAAUACCCUAUUUUGAAAUUCAACUUCUGUUGAAUAUUUAUUGUUGAAAUUUGAAUACCCCUGAAUUUAAAGCGCUGAAAAUGUUGACCAUACUAAACUACUAUCUGUAUGUAUGUGGUUUAAUUAACUUAAAAUUUGGCAAACAUUAAUUUUUGGAAUUUAAAAAGUCAGAAUGCCCAAAUUGGAUUGAUGAAAUUUAUCCACCAAGAUUUAAGAUAAAAAAUUCAAACUGGAACAUCCUGACGGCAAGGAAAAACAAUCAAGCUGAAUGGAAUCAACCGGACCUUUGUCCUAUCAGGUUCUGUGUUGACUGACGCUAAAUAGCCUGUCAAAUCUGCCCAAUCGUCAAAAGUGAGUAGCAGGUUAAUAUCAGCAGAUGUAGCCAACUAAUUAUGUUUAUAUUGGCGAUCUAGUAAUUAAAGUCGCAGAAUUACCAGCUACAUGACCCACUUCCUCUUAAUCACCGGGCUAAGAGUGACUCAGCCAUGAUCAGUAGUAUUUCAGAGAGUAAAGAUUAUUCAACAAAGACAGUUUCUGAUGUGAAGUUGUUUGCAGCCCUACUCUUGAGUCAUUUUACAGUAUAACUGGGGACUUAAGCGAGGACCUGGGGGUCAUGGGACAGUCUGUAAGCCGCCCUGUGGGGUUCACAAAAACGUUGGCUUCAUCUAGUUGAGUUGUGAGCAGAAUCUCUCAUCUCUGCAACAAUUUUGCACCUGUUCUUCAUUUGUUAUUGUUGUAUUUCCCCGUCUCCCUACAUAUUAUCAGGGAGUCGGACAGGUCAGUUUAAUUUAUUGUGUUUUUCGAAUUCUUUUUGGUGGCAGGGGAUCUUUUUGCAAAACUAAACUGGACAUGAUGACCUCAUUCAUUUUUGGCAAACAUGCUGCAACAUAUGCAAUAUACAGUAGAUAAAUGUGUCUAUUUUCUAUACUCUGCUCUGCUAAACCACAAACAGCAAGAACAACAAGAACAACAACAAUCAGCUGCCACCAUGCCUUCUAAGCCAGCUGUUACCAGAAAGUGCCAGUGCUUUAAAAAACCCAACUCCUCUCAUGUCAGCUGCUGUGGAGUGUGUUUGUUCUCGCAUGUAUGCAUCUCUGUGCGUGUGUCAGACGGGGCCUGGGGGAGCCCUGCCGAGCAUACAGCAAGCUCGUACUAUGCACACCCAAGAAGUAGGGAUGGAAAUCAAGAAGGGACACACACUGCACAUCACAGCACCCACAACCCAGCUGACUCCCUGGUGCCAUUUUGUCAACCCUGCCACCUGAACACUCAACCACCUCAGCGACAACUCAUUGUACAGCUUUUUCCUCUCAGUGGACUGAGUCUGGAAACUGAGCUCCAGCACUUCAAACUGUGUUCACCACAAAAGCCUAAGGCGGCUUUCAAAAAGAGACACAAAGACUUGUAAGCAUUAUUGAUGUUGCCCUAUAAAUUUAAACUCUUGGAUUUCUUAAUUUGUUCUCUUGUGUUUGCGCCAUUGAAAGCACAGGAGCGCAAAUCAACCUUUCAAGUAUUUUCUUCUCUGUAGGAUAAUCAACAAAAAAACAGUGAGGUACAUUCAUUUAAAUAUAACAAAUGGAUAUUUACUAAGCCAUAGGUUUUCCAGGUCGUUCAUCAUUUUUUCUUUUUUAUGGCAAGGUCUUUUUCUACUAGAAUGUACAUUUACGAAAAACAAAAGAUGAAAAAAAAUAUGCCUAAAUUGGGCAAUUUUGUCAUUUCAGCUUAGCAAGCCUUAAGGGACCAAUGCAUAAGAGUCAGGAUCUGCUCUUCUUUUUUCCCCCUUUAUUUUGUGUGUGUGUGUGUUUGUUUAAAAGAUA
Messenger RNA from Xiphias gladius (swordfish), 4346 nucleotides. RefSeq names its product transforming growth factor, beta receptor 1 b (gene tgfbr1b). The record is from RefSeq and is a predicted model, not a curated record. Gene Ontology annotation, biological process: cellular response to growth factor stimulus; transforming growth factor beta receptor signaling pathway; activin receptor signaling pathway. The coding region runs from base 15 to 1586 and encodes 523 amino acids. NCBI's taxonomy places the organism in Eukaryota, Metazoa, Chordata, Actinopteri, Istiophoriformes, Xiphiidae. Gene Ontology annotation, cellular component: activin receptor complex; plasma membrane. The transcript has 9 exons. Gene Ontology annotation, molecular function: activin receptor activity, type I; activin binding; SMAD binding.